Messenger RNA from Pseudomyrmex gracilis, 2960 nucleotides. RefSeq names its product rab3 GTPase-activating protein catalytic subunit (gene Rab3GAP1). Gene Ontology annotation, molecular function: GTPase activator activity. The transcript is spliced from 14 exons. NCBI's taxonomy places the organism in Eukaryota, Metazoa, Arthropoda, Insecta, Hymenoptera, Formicidae. Gene Ontology annotation, biological process: positive regulation of GTPase activity. The record is from RefSeq and is a predicted model, not a curated record. Bases 163 to 2937 code for a protein of 924 amino acids.
UACUUUCCAAGGUAGACUUGGACGUCAUCUGUGAAAGGAACGGGCAACCGCAAAGGGUUGUGAUCAGCUGUUCCGCACUUCGAAUGCCCGUGGAAACGUCAUAUGGGCGAUUCUGAAAGUAAACAGUAUCUUUUUGGAUUGAAAAAAAUUUGUGCCUGAAAAAUGCAUCACGUGGAGAUCGAGGAUUUUUAUCAUCACGACUUCACCACCGUUUCCGAAUGGGAAGUGUUCAUCGCGCGGCUCGAGGAAAUCAUGCACGAAUGGAAAUUACCUCACGCAAAAGUCGCGAGUCCUUUGAUGUCAGGAGACUUCGUCAACUGUCAGUGGCACGAGACAUCAGAGAAAAUAAAUUUCGCAGACGUAGAAUUUUCCCUGAAAUAUUACAAGUUGAAAAAAGACGACGCAGAAGACGAUGCGGCAAAUCCCGAUGAGGAACGUGAAGAAGAGUGGAUACAAUGUCAAAAAGACGCCUUGGACAUAUCCAACGACUUUGUGAGACUCGAUGAUAACUACAUGGAAAUUGUUCGUUAUUUUGGCUUUAGAGAAUUCCUUGUCUUGAUACCAGCUCGCAAAGCGAGUUUAACAGACGAGACACGUAUCAAGAUUCUGUUGAGCUCGCUGACAAUUGCUACCAAUAAUGCAAAUUGCUACAUUCCCGCAUUGGUGCAGGUGCAGGAACCUUGGCAGAAAAUGUAUCUCGGUGGUUGUGCUGGCAAAGGAACCUCUGUGAAUCUCGACAUGGUCCAUCUGAAGAAAGUUCCACCAUAUUGCAGAUAUCUUACUGGUCUACUUGCUCUUUUCAAACAGAAGAUUGGAGAGGGCUGUGGAGUGAGAAUCGACUCCACAAAGGUAUCCGUUAGAUUCUCUUAUUUGUUGAAGGAUUGGACUAACAGCACGUGGACGCAGGAGCCUCCGGAUUUCGAUUUUAUGCAGGGCGAAACAUUAGGCGUGGCCGAACUGGGCAAACUUCCUUUCGGAGCAACGUUUGAUCCCGUCGGAGAACUCAAACUAUUCGCCACGUGGCCAGAAAUGCCUGAUAACGUUGUGGUGGACAGCGAAGGAUACUCGGAUCUCGACCCGCAACUUGCUCCCGAAUGGUCGGUUCAGGUGAAAAUGGUAACUUUGCCGGCUUGUUUGCUCAGCGAGUACAUUACGGAUUUUCUACACCUCUGUAACAAUACAAAAUCCAUGGUGGAGUUGCUGGGCGAGAACGCGUCCUACAUCGACGACACUUUGAGCUCCGCCUUGAAUGUGCUCACCGAGUCGAAAAUACCCACAAUCUCGGCGGUCAUGAGUAGAGGUAGCGUGAAGAAAAAUAAAAAUGUCGAGGGUCCAAUCUCCGAGGAGAUACUUUUGCCUAUACUUUACUUCCUCUUUCCGGAUGCGGACGACACGACGAAAUUUCCUUACCACGACACAACCCCGAACGUAGAGGACGAUCAGUGGAAAGGUGUGAAGACCUGCACGAUGGACAGUCUGGUGUGGCGUUUGUCGAUUGUCGCGGCGCACUGCACGCACAAUCUCGGUGGCGCGACCGCGUUGGCUCAACUCUGGCACGAGUUCGUUCAAGAGAUCAGAUUUCGUUGGGAAAGAAACAUCCUGAUACCGGGAAUCGGGCCUGGUUUCCCAGAUUCCGUUCGCACGUGCUUGCUGCAUCAAAAGUUACAGAUGAUGAACUGUUGUAUCACGAGGAAAAAAACGCGAGAGGAGAACGCGCACAGAUCUCAAAGUAUGGAAGUCGACGAUGUGGAGGAGACAGAAUCGGAGGAAGAGGAAUUCUUCGAGUGCAGAAGCGAGGAAUUAGACAACGAGGAGAUUUCGUCAACGAGGACGCAAUUGAAGGCAAAGCACCUGCUGUGGAAUAAACCAGCGGGACGAUUAGCCAAACACCCUUCACUCAGGCUGAUUCAAACCGGAGAUCCUCUUUAUCUACCAGUCACGCAGGAUCCCGUACCGAAGACGGAGGAUCAGCUGGAGGAGGACGCGCAGGUGAUGAUGCAGCUUGGCACCGACAAGUAUGCCUCCGAGAUGCGAGCGCGAAUGAUGAGCGCGUCCUUGUUAUCCGAUAUGGAAUCUUUCAAGGCAGCGAAUCCGGGCGCUGUGCUGGAGGACUUUAUUCGAUGGUAUUCCCCGAGAGAUUGGAUCGACGAAGAAGGCGUUGACGAGUGGGGACAAGGAGCAGGCCACUUAUCGGCGCGCAUGAUGAUCCCCGAUAAUCCAUGGUCAACGACGUGGGCGUCCGCUCAGCCGGUUCCUGCGCAUCGACAGAAACGACUGUUCGACGACACGAGAGAAGCUGAGAAAGUUCUGCAUUAUUUGUGUUCGCAACGAGUAGGCCAAAUCGCACAGCUUCUAUUACCGAAUCUGACACACGCCGCGCUUUAUACCCUGAGCCUGCAGAAACAGGAAGCUUUGCCGAACUUGCCCGACGUAGCGCAAAGCAUACUCAACAAGUUGCAAAUCGCAACGAAGCCUAUUCAUCAGAAGUUGCAAUUGUACGAAGACAUCACGCGCGACCUUGAAAGUGUGGAAGCGUUGGUCGCACAGGUGAAUUCGCUACAGCACAAACUUGGCGGAAACAACGAUUCCAAAGAGUUGACGUCUUUCUUAAUUCAGCUGAUGCGUGGGAAAGAAGUGAGCGUGCCCGGCGGUUCCAGAGGGGAUAUCGGAACUCGAAUAAUAACGAUGUUUCACGAUGCUCAAAAGGCUGCUAACAUGAUGACGUCUGUCGGCAACAGCAACGACGCGACAGACGCCGCGGGAGAUGGCCGACAGAAAAUGUUUCCCGAGCCAUCCUGUAAGGAAUUCAUUCUACGUACAAUAAUACCGCGGCCGUCGCCGGCCUCCACGCCUCAGCCACAGCGGUUAUACGCGUGUCUCAAACGAGACGACAUCUGUCUGGCCGGGUUCUUUUCCGAAGACACGACAUUCCUAUAAAAUCCAAUACGGAAUUCGCUAUC